This is a messenger RNA of Aphidius gifuensis, 2140 nucleotides long. RefSeq names its product SET and MYND domain-containing protein 4-like. The transcript has 2 exons. Gene Ontology annotation, molecular function: protein binding. Lineage: Eukaryota; Metazoa; Arthropoda; Insecta; Hymenoptera; Braconidae. Bases 268 to 2058 code for a protein of 596 amino acids. The record is from RefSeq and is a predicted model, not a curated record.
AUUAUUUAAAAUAACAAUUAAUCAUGGAGCAAAUAACCACAGGUAAUAAUUAUAAUUCUUAAUAUUUCUAUUGAAUAAUUAAUACAUUUUUAAAAUAAUAUUUCAACAACAGAUAAAGAAACUUCAAUAAAUGAAUUUAAAAAAUGGAAAGAAAAUUUUGAUGAAUGCAUUAAAGAAUGCAUUAAAAAAUCAUCAAGCCAUGAUAUUGAGAUAAAUGAAAUAUUAAAAAAUCUAGCAUUAAAUCCAGCAACAUCAUCAAUAAACAAAAUGACCAUUGUCAGCAAAAGUAAAACAAUAUCAGCUGAAUUAAAAAUGAAAGGUGAUUAUUAUUUUUGUGGUGGAUUAAGAAAACCUCAUGAAUCUGAUUACUUUGACUCAGCAUUUAUGGAAUAUACAAAAAGUAUUGCUAAUGCACCACCAAUGAGUCAUCAAUUGUCAUCAUCAUAUGGUAAACGUGCUGAAAUUUUAUGUCGUUUAAAAUUAUAUACUGAUUCAUUGAAUGACAUUCAACAAGCACUUGAUAAUAAUUGUCCUGAUAAUCAAAAAACAAAAUAUUAUUUACUCAAAGCAAAAUGUCUCAAGGUAUUGAGCCACUCAAUCAACAAUGAUCAUGAUAUUAACAGAGCAUAUCAGGAUGCUAAAUACUGGAUCAAAAAUAUGAACAAUAAUAUGAGAAAAAAAUAUGAAAAAUUAUUAUUUGAACAAAUAAAUGAUAAUCUUAUUGAUGCUGGAAUAUUUAAAAAAUGGAAUUAUGAUAAAUUUAUACCAAUUUUAAAUAAUAGACAUGUUAAUUUACCAAGUUUAAGUGACUCUGUUGGAUUAAAAUAUUCACGUAGAUUUGGUAGACAUAUUUUUGCUAAAAAAAAUAUAAAACCUGGUGAAAUAAUUGCUAUUGAAAGACCAUAUGCUAAAAUAUAUUAUGGUGAUAUGAAACUGAGAUUUUGUUGUCAUUGUGGUGAACAAAUGUGGUCAAGUUUACCAUGUGAUAGCUGUAACAUCAUGAUGUUUUGUUCAAAUAAAUGUCGUGAUGAUGCAAAUGAUGAUUAUCAUGCAAUUGAAUGUCAAGUUUUAAAAUUUAUUCAAAAAUUUAAUUUACAAGAUGAAUAUUUUAUUGUUACGAGGAUCAUUUGCAAGGCUAUUGUUGAAGCUGAUUGUUCACUUGACACGUUGAAGAAUGAUCUUGAUAAAAUUCAUGCUGAAAAAAAUCCAUUGAAAAGAGGCUUUGUUAAUGAGAUAUUUGAGUCAAAUAAAAUAUCAAGUAUUUACAGUUUAUUGGGGCACUCAGUCAAGGAUAAUUUUAAUUCAAAAAUUCAUAUCAAUUCAAUUUUAAUUAGUUAUUUAUUAAUAACAAAAACAAAUGUAUCAUCAAGUGGAAUUUUGAAUGAUAGAAAUUUUGAUAAUUUAAAGGAUAAUUAUAUGUUUAUUUGGUUAAUUAAAUUAGUACAAAAAUUAAUUUUAAUUUGUAAUACAAAUAGCUUGUCGUUGGUUGGAUUUGGUGAUAAACCUGAAGGUUUAUUUCAAGGUAUCUAUACAAAUAUAAGCUUGUUUAAUCACAGCUGUUGUCCAACAGUUGCAAGCUCAACUCAAUGUGAUAAAUUAAUAUUAACAGCUAUUCAGCCAAUUGCAAAAGGUCAACAAGUCUAUUACAAUUACGCACAGCAUUACAGGGCAAAUGAAAAAAAAGAUAGGCAGUUGGAAUUAUUUAAAUAUUAUAAAUUUAUAUGUAAAUGUAAAGCUUGCGAAAAAAAUUGGCCAGUUGAAUUAGAAAAUAGUAAAUUUAAUAAAAAAAUAUAUUGUUUCUUUUUUAAUUAUGAUAGAAUUAUUAAAAAAUUUACAAAUGUUUGUAAUGAUUUGUCGAGCAUUGUUAUGUAUUGUGAAAAUUUUAAAAAUUAUGAUGAUGAGUUACCGGAUAUUUUAAAGACUAUCAAUGAUGCUAGUGAUGUUAUUUCUAAAUUGUAUUAUUAUUGUGGUAAAAAUUCGAGUGAAUAUUUAUUAGCUGUUGAUACUUUUGAGUGGUUUUUUCGUAGCUGGAAUACUCCAAAUUUAAAAUUAUCAUAAUGGCAUAAAUUGUACUUAAAUGAGAAAAGAAAAUCUUGAUUAAGAUUAUAAAAUUUAUAAAAAAUAAAUGCGUCUUGUUGAA